AUGGUAGACGGCGUCGCUUCUGAGCUACCUGGCCCCGGCCGGCUAGCUUUUACCAUGUUCGCUCUGUUCAUGGACAUGUUCACGUCCAACCUCGACUCAAUAAUCCUGGCGAACGCCAAUCCUUAUAUCACGAAUGAAUAUCACAGUAUCGACGACAUUGGUUGGUAUGGCUCGGUCAGGUUCUUGACACUUGCGGCCUUGCAGACAACCUGGGGCAAGGUGUUCAAGUACUUCCCCCUGAAAUCAUCAUAUCGUCUGUCUCUAAUUAUUGUUGAAGUUGUAAGUCUUAUCUGUGCCAUUGCCCCGAACAGUGGUACUUUAAUUGUUGGCCGUGCAAUUGCUGGCAUCGGGGGUGCAGGUCUCUGUACGGGUACCUUUGUUAUCAUUGGGUAUACUGUCGCUCAAGAGCAUCAACCUGCAUUCAAGGGUGUUAUGGGAGCAACCUAA
Molecule: messenger RNA, 447 nt
Organism: Penicillium soppii
Lineage: Eukaryota; Fungi; Ascomycota; Eurotiomycetes; Eurotiales; Aspergillaceae
Product: Major facilitator superfamily domain general substrate transporter
Exons: 1
Coding region: 1-447 (148 amino acids)
Biological process (GO): transmembrane transport
Molecular function (GO): transmembrane transporter activity
Source: RefSeq, a predicted model, not a curated record